Colius striatus (speckled mousebird) is the source of this 1659-nucleotide messenger RNA. It is a transcript of the gene PRKAA2, whose product is annotated as protein kinase AMP-activated catalytic subunit alpha 2. NCBI's taxonomy places the organism in Eukaryota, Metazoa, Chordata, Aves, Coliiformes, Coliidae. Gene Ontology annotation, cellular component: cytoplasm. Gene Ontology annotation, biological process: protein phosphorylation; intracellular signal transduction. Gene Ontology annotation, molecular function: ATP binding; AMP-activated protein kinase activity. The coding region runs from base 1 to 1659 and encodes 552 amino acids. The record is from RefSeq and is a predicted model, not a curated record. The transcript has 9 exons.
AUGGCCGAGAAGCAGAAGCACGACGGGCGGGUGAAGAUCGGCCACUACGUGCUUGGAGACACGCUGGGGGUCGGCACCUUCGGCAAAGUCAAGAUUGGUGAACACCAGCUGACGGGGCACAAAGUAGCAGUGAAGAUACUCAACAGGCAGAAAAUACGCAGCCUGGAUGUGGUUGGGAAGAUCAAACGAGAGAUUCAAAACCUUAAACUCUUCCGGCACCCUCAUAUUAUUAAACUGUACCAGGUCAUCAGCACACCAACAGACUUCUUCAUGGUCAUGGAAUAUGUGUCUGGCGGUGAAUUAUUUGAUUACAUCUGUAAGCAUGGACGUGUUGAAGAGGCUGAAGCUCGACGCCUUUUCCAGCAGAUUCUCUCUGCGGUGGAUUACUGCCACAGACACAUGGUUGUCCACCGAGACCUGAAACCAGAGAACGUGCUGCUGGAUGCACACAUGAAUGCCAAGAUAGCCGAUUUUGGAUUGUCCAACAUGAUGUCAGAUGGCGAAUUUCUACGCACCAGCUGUGGUUCUCCAAAUUAUGCAGCCCCUGAGGUCAUCUCUGGAAGGCUGUAUGCUGGCCCAGAGGUGGACAUCUGGAGCUGUGGUGUCAUCCUCUACGCUCUUCUGUGUGGCACUCUGCCCUUUGAUGAUGAACAUGUCCCCACUCUCUUCAAGAAGAUCCGUGGAGGUGUCUUUUACAUCCCAGAAUACCUCAACCGCUCCGUUGCCACUCUCCUCAUGCACAUGCUGCAGGUUGACCCCCUCAAGAGGGCAACCAUCAAGGACAUCAGGGAACACGAGUGGUUUAAGGAGCAGCUGCCCAGUUACCUGUUCCCAGAGGACCCUUCUUACGAUGCCACCGUCAUCGACGAUGACGCGGUUCGGGAAGUCUGCGAGAAGUUUGAGUGCACGGAGUCGGAGGUGAUGAACAGCCUGUACAGCGGUGACCCUCAGGACCAGCUGGCAGUUGCUUACCACCUCAUCAUUGACAACCGGAGGAUCAUGAACCAAGCCAGCGAGUUCUACCUCGCCUCCAGCCCGCCCACGGGCUCUUUCAUGGACGACAGCACCAUGCACAUCCCUCCCGGCGUGAAGCCGCACCCUGAGCGGAUGCCACCGCUAAUCGCCGACAGCCCCAAAGCGCGAUGUCCUUUGGACGCCCUCAACACCACGAAGCCAAAACCCCUGACUGUCAAAAAGGCCAAGUGGCACCUGGGGAUCCGCAGCCAGAGCAAACCCUAUGACAUUAUGGCUGAGGUGUACCGGGCCAUGAAGCAGCUGGACUUUGAGUGGAAGGUGGUGAACUCUUACCACCUUCGAGUGCGCCGCAAGAACCCAGUGACGGGCAAUUACGUGAAGAUGAGCCUGCAGCUCUACCAGGUUGACAACCGCAGCUAUCUCUUGGACUUCAAAAGCAUUGAUGACGACGUGAUGGAGCAGAGGUCGGGCUCAUCCACGCCACAACGCUCCUAUUCAGGAGCCGGCUUGCACCGGCCCAGGCUGAGCAUUGAUGCGGCAGCAGCCACCGAGUGCCAGUCCCUGAUGGGCUCCCUGAGCGGCUCCUUCGUCGGCAGCAUCCCCUCGGCACCACCGCGCCUGGGCAGCCACACCAUGGACUUCUUUGAGAUGUGUGCCAGCCUGAUCAUGGCCCUGGCUCGCUGA